AUGUGGGGUACUGAAAUUACUGCCCCACCCCUCCAGAGUCCAGACUAGAGCAGAUAAACCUUAAAAUUGUUUCUGGGUUUUCUUUGUUUUUUUGCCUGCAAAAGAAAUCUUGAAACUUUGCAUAUAUGGUAGUACAAAAGCUCUGAAAAAAGGGUGUUCUAAUUAUUAGGCCAUAUCUCAGCUUUGAGGUGAUAUUUCAGGUGUGGAAAAAGCCAACUAAAAGGAGAGAAAAUCAAGUAAACAUGGCUAACAACCGCCAAAGUGCUCACCAAUUGGACUACAUGGAGGAGGAUGGGGAGGAUGAAGCAGAUUCCGUGGCUGAAAUGCAAGGGGAAGCCCAAAAUGAUGAUACACAAGAUGUAAACCUUGAUGAAUAUGAUAUGCUUACAAAAGUUACUGAUACCUCGGCUUCACAAGCGAGGAAUGGGAAGGAUAUACAGGGAAUUCCUUGGGAUAGGUUAAAUAUUACAAGAGAGGAUUAUAGAAGGACAAGGAUUCUGCAGUAUCAGAAUUAUGAAAAUGUGCCUGCAUCUGGUGAAACUGUUGAUAAGCAAUGCACGCCAAUUGAGAAAGGUGGUGAGUACUAUGAGUUUUUCUACAACACAAGAUUGGUGAAGCCUACCAUCCUUCAUUUUCAG
Molecule: messenger RNA, 638 nt
Organism: Coffea eugenioides
Lineage: Eukaryota; Viridiplantae; Streptophyta; Magnoliopsida; Gentianales; Rubiaceae
Exons: 4
Source: RefSeq, a predicted model, not a curated record